This is a messenger RNA of Contarinia nasturtii (swede midge), 2893 nucleotides long. RefSeq names its product calcium-binding mitochondrial carrier protein Aralar1-like. The coding region runs from base 792 to 2798 and encodes 668 amino acids. NCBI's taxonomy places the organism in Eukaryota, Metazoa, Arthropoda, Insecta, Diptera, Cecidomyiidae. The transcript has 11 exons. The record is from RefSeq and is a predicted model, not a curated record. Gene Ontology annotation, molecular function: calcium ion binding; L-glutamate transmembrane transporter activity; L-aspartate transmembrane transporter activity. Gene Ontology annotation, biological process: L-glutamate transmembrane transport; aspartate transmembrane transport; malate-aspartate shuttle.
CGAUAGAACCUUCGCACGCGUUCUACUCUCACACAUACACUCCUCUAUUAAGUAAGAGCAAAAAAAAGAACGAAGAAAAAAAAGCAUGACAUUUAGUGAUGAAACUCGUGAAGUGACGUGCCAGUUCAGUUGUUUACGCGCUCAAAAAUUGUUCGGCAAAUAAAAAAACCAAAUUCAUUUUUGGUGUUGAUUUGUCUCUCUCAUUCGGUUGAUAGCAUUUCUAUUUCUUUUCAAAUUGAUAAAUCGUUUGUUGUGUUCAACUGGCAACAACACAUACACAUAUCGAAUAAAAUUAAACCUACGAAAAGACAUAAACGAUUGACUUGGUUCAUUUGUUAGCUAUAAGUUGUAUCGACCGAACGAGAAGAGACAGCGAACAAAAAACAAGUGUUCGAAUAAAAAAUAUUUAGCAAAAUUUCGUGUGAUUGUGUUCAUUAAAAUAAGAAACAAAUUAUUUGCAAUUGUUUUAAAAUAUCUAUCAUCAGUUUGCUGUUGUUGUUUGCUUCAGAGAAGGUUUAUUCAAGGUCAAUUCAUUUGUGCCGGCUAUACAAUGUGAGGUUAAAUGUCAAUUCAAUGUGAGGGACAGAGACAAAGGGUGAAAGAGAGAUGUUCGAGUGACGGGGACUCAUAGAGACGACGAGCGAUAGGGACAGCAAGACUGUAGAUUGAAGAUGACGACGCGAGUAAAUAUUGUUUUGACUUUUGUUGAGCGAUCUCUGCGGGAGCAUCUCUGUUGAUAAGAGAAUCAAGUGGAGAUUUUUAAUUGGAAUUUGUGACGAAUUAUUUAUGGAAUGGGUCCAAUACAUAUAAAACGAGCGACGACUGAGAAGUUGCGUGAGACUUUCUUAAAAUAUGCAUCACACCAACAGAAUGGCGAAUAUUACAUGACCACGGAGGAUUUCAUUCGAGGCUAUCUGAGGCUAUUUCCGGAAGCAAAUUAUAAUAAGGAUUCAGUGAAUUUGAUGGGCAGCAUAGCUGACACGAGUAAGGAUGGAUUGAUAUCAUUUGCAGAGUUUCAGGCAUUCGAAGGAUUGCUUUGUACACCAGACGCACUCUACAAAACCGCUUUUCAGCUAUUCGACACAAAUGGCAACGGAACCGUCAAUUACAAUGAAUUCUGUGAAAUUAUCAAAAAGACGGAAUUGCAUGCCAAAAUCCCAUUCCAUUUGGAUGGGCCAUUCGUACAAAGAUAUUUUGGAAAAGACAAAAAACGGGCCAUCAACUAUGCUGAGUUCUCGCAAUUGCUGCACGAUUUUCACGAGGAGCACGCCAAAGAAGCAUUUAAAAGCAAAGAUCCAAAUGGCACCGGCUAUAUUUCACCGAUGGAUUUUCUGGAUAUUAUGGUCAGCGUGAAGAGCCAUUUGCUCACACACGAUGUUAAAGACAAUUUAGUGGCUGUUACCGAAGGACGUAAAGUGAGCUUCGCUUAUUUUAUGGCCUUUAAUUCGUUAUUAAAUAAUAUGGAGUUAAUCAAACGUGUUUAUUUGAAUGCAACCGGUGGCAGCCGCUUAGAACCAAUUACAAAAGACGAGUUACUGUUAUCGGCACAGCUCAUGAGUCAAAUUACGCCGCUUGAAAUUGACAUUUUAUAUCAAUUGGCUGGAGUGCUUCAUCAGCCGGGCCCGGACCUGCGACUAUUGUAUAGUGAUUUGAAUAAUAUUGCUCCAGAGCAUUAUACGAAAAGCAUUACAGCACGGUUGACGGACAUUCAAGCAGUAUCCAGCCCAGACGAUCGAGGCAUUUUUAUUCAAGUGCUGGAAAGUGCAUACAGAUUCACAUUGGGGUCGUUUGCUGGAGCGGUUGGUGCGACGGCCGUGUAUCCGAUCGAUUUGGUGAAAACUCGUAUGCAAAAUCAAAGAACCGGAUCACUGGUCGGCGAAGUGGCAUAUCGUAAUUCAAUCGAUUGCUUCAAAAAAGUCAUCCGUCACGAAGGUGUGCUUGGACUAUACCGUGGUUUGGUGCCGCAAUUAAUCGGUGUUGCACCCGAAAAAGCAAUAAAAUUAACGGUCAACGAUUUGGUCAGGGACAAAUUAACGCCAAAAGAUGGUGUGUUACCAUAUUAUUAUGAAUGUAUCGCUGGUGCAUGCGCUGGCGCAUCACAAGUUGUGUUCACGAAUCCCCUGGAAAUUGUAAAAAUUCGAUUGCAAGUGGCCGGAGAGAUAGCUGGCGGUGGAAAAGUCCGUGCAUGGCAAGUUGUGAAGGAGCUCGGGUUGUUUGGCUUGUACAAAGGUGCACGAGCAUGUUUACUCCGUGAUGUACCAUUUUCAGCUAUUUAUUUCCCCGCUUAUGCACACACGAAAGCAGCGUUUGCCGAUGAAGAUGGAUACAAUCAUCCGCUUAGUUUGCUUGCUGCUGGUGCAAUUGCAGGUAUACCUGCCGCAUCGCUUGUAACACCUGCCGACGUCAUCAAGACACGAUUGCAAGUAGCUGCACGCCAAGGUCAAACGACAUACUCGGGUGUGAUGGAUGCGGCAUCGAAAAUAAUGCGCGAAGAAGGUCCUCGUGCAUUCUGGAAAGGAACAAUGGCUCGUGUAUUCCGUUCAUCACCACAAUUUGGUGUCACAUUGGUCACGUAUGAAUUGUUGCAACGAAUGUUCUACGUUGAUUUCGGUGGUUCAAGGCCGAGUGGUUCGGAUGUAACGAAAACAUCAUCAACACUUGACACCACCAAAGUUCAAGUGAAUGCUGAUCAUAUCGGCGGUUAUCGUGCGGCUGUUCCAUUGAUUACUGGCAUCGAAACCAAAUUCGGUUUAAGCUUUCCCAAAUUUGCAUCAACAAUCCAACUAAAAUCCACAUAAAUUUGUGUUGGAAAAUCUCAAAACAAAAAUUUUAUUAAUUAAAUUGCAUUUGAAACUUUUUUUCAUUAAAAACAAUGAUUUUGGACAUAAACACG